Messenger RNA from Toxorhynchites rutilus septentrionalis, 2717 nucleotides. RefSeq names its product run domain Beclin-1-interacting and cysteine-rich domain-containing protein (gene Rubicon). NCBI's taxonomy places the organism in Eukaryota, Metazoa, Arthropoda, Insecta, Diptera, Culicidae. Gene Ontology annotation, cellular component: intracellular membrane-bounded organelle. The transcript has 7 exons. The record is from RefSeq and is a predicted model, not a curated record. Gene Ontology annotation, molecular function: phosphatidylinositol phosphate binding. The coding region runs from base 135 to 2690 and encodes 851 amino acids.
UCAUUACAAAUGGUGUUUUCAUUCAUGGUGACUAAUAGAUGCGUUAGGUUCAACUUGAUUUGACGUAGUUUUUCAUUGUUUUCUGACUAGCAUUCGAUUAAAGAUGAUUUAUUACAAUCAUUGUACUUCGGGUGAUGAAAAGUAAUAUGGAUUUCACGGGAUUGACUCCGAAUGCUACGGAUUCCGCCGAAUGUAAGGAGAUUCUACUACAAUUGAUAACAGCGAUCAACCAGUUACAAAUUCGAAAUCGUUUUAAACAAAAAAAUGAGCAAACAGCCUCUGAGGAUGUGCCCAAAUUUGGGUGUUCUUCGGAAAAACUCGCACCAUUAUAUCAAUGCAUCGGAAGGAUUUUCUCACAUAAAAUUAAGCUGUUCAACGAAAAGAAUGCUCCCGACGUUUGGAAAGUGAUUGAGGGACUUAAGUUCUCGAAUCCAUCCAUUUCAUUAGACAUAAAUCAAACUUUGCAUGGCGUUACAAUAGACGAUAAAGGUCUACUCUGGAUAUUCCAAUGUGUGGAACAAUGUUGUCUAUCGGAAAAUUUGAACUGGCUUAUCAAUGAUAAUGAACAUAUGGCAAUGUGCUACGAAUCAACAGCUUUUCUACGCAGUGACCAGUAUGCAGAAGCAAUGAUGAUUUGUUUCAAUGCUAUGGAAAGAGGUCAACCAGCACUAUUGUCACAAAUCAAUCAAAACUUAUACGAUCAAGAGCAUUGUGUUAUCAUUGGCACUAUCAAGCGUUCUGAAUCUCAUCCAAAUCUGACGCUCUCGAAGAAUAUAUUUAAACCAUCCAACGGAAAACAGAUUAUCAGAAGACGCCAAACGAUACAUCUCUCGAAAUUCAGAAGCGAUAGUCGAUUUAAAAAGAGGAAUAAGUUAUCUCGAAGUUUACCAAACAUAGCUUUGAAAGACCAUUUUCAUGCGGUUAAGAAGAAACCACCCGACUGCAUUGAUGCAAAGAUGUUGGAUGGAUAUAGCGAACCAAACGUGCCAAGCUUUAAUUAUACUGAUAAUAGCGUUCCAAAGCCGGGGCUCAAUAUACUGAAUUGUGAAAAUAUCAAAAUCUACACGGAAUCCACGAGUAGUAGUCCAGAAACUCAAGGAUGCUGGCAAAGACAUAAAACGAUUAAGAAAUGUGAUGUCGGCAAUCGAUCGGAUAUGUUUAGUUUAGCAGCUUUGACCGAUAGCUCGCGAGUCUUGCUGAACGAUUUCAUUCCGCAGUGCGGAGAAAAGAUAAUUAAAACUGCCGAUAGUAAAAUAGCUGGUAACAUAUUGAGUGAUCUUCCAUCCCGUCCAGUUCCAGGACAAAGUUUAACUUCAUUUUUGAAGACCGUCUAUUUUUCUCGCACUAAUACCGAACUGGACAGAGAAAAUGCUCAUUUCAGUCUAUCGGAAGCGUUGAUAUCAACAUUCGAGCAGCUCAAAUGGAAUGAGGGUGAAACGAACAACGGCCACAAAGACUAUCGAAAGCAUACAUCCAGUUCAAAUUUAUGGUCUUCUUAUCAAAGUUCCCCGCAGUUUCUCAAUCAAGCUAGCAAGUCGACCAAUUCUAUUUCGAACAAUGUGAGUCCAUCUAACAAUUCCAAGGGGAGCACUUCGACGGCAAUUUCAUCGUUCUCCGAUAGUGGAAGCAGUGUUGGAUCGGUGGGAAUGUCUUCUGGGUGCAUCAAUCAUAUCAAGUCGAAUCCCGACCAGCGUUUAGAUGAUCUGGAGGCAAUGGAAGCGAGCGAAUGUGACGAUAUGAAAACAUACUCCGCGGAAGCAGUUGCGCUCAGCUUACUAUCGAAGUUUAACGAAAAACAACUGCCAACCGCAUGCGAUUUGUUGUGGCUGGUUUCGGAGCAGGACACACCCCAGCAAAUUUUACCUAUUCCUCCGCAUGGUCAGAUUGUGAAUCCCGAUGAUUAUAUCGGACUGAACACGAUCAUUAGAGGCACCAGAGAGUGGGCACCACCAAGACCCCAAAUCAUCUUCACUUACAGCAGUCCAUCGCCAGACCGACAAGCACAAAUGAAGAAACAAAAUUAUCGAUGCGCCGGCUGUGGGAUGAAAGUGGCCGCUGCAUAUUCUAACCGUUUUCGGUAUUGUCACUAUUUAGGAAAAUACAAUUGCUCGGGAUGUCACAAAAAUCAGAUGUCAGCCCUUCCGUCAAAGGUCAUCGAAAGAUGGGAUUUCGCUUUUCAUCCCGUGAGUACAUUCGCGUAUCAUUUGUUGAAUGAUAUCGCCGCAUGCCCACUCUACCGAAUCAACCAUCUCAAUCCGAAGUUGUUCGAAAAAAUUCGCAUUCUUCAGGUAGCUCAAAACAUUAGAUUGAACCUCCGAUACAUAAGGGAUUUCAUAUUUAGUUGUCGCUUUGCGGAAGAUUUAAAGUUGUCGUUCAGUCACAUUCCUGAUCACAUAACUUCGGAUUUGGAUAGCUGGUCUAUGUCGGAUUUCAUAUCCGUUGGGAAUGGCUCUUUCCAGAAAGAAAAGAUGGAUUUUAUGAGGCGAUGUGAGAAACAUAUUUUCAACUGUGAGCUUUGCAUAGCGCACGGAUUCUUUUGCGAAAACUGUGAUCGAAAGGAAGUGAUAUUCCCGUGGCAGAAGCGAAUAGUCAAAUGUGGCAAAUGUGGCGCUUGUUUUCACGAGGCAUGCGUGACACCGAUCUGUGUUAAGUGCGACAGGCUGUUGAAACGUCGCUCCAACAAGAAGUAGUGCACAAUAGACAACAUUUCAGAUUUA